GUUAGAGGCCGCAGCGUGGGUUCGUCUGCAACGAGAAGCUGUAGGUGCUGAUUUGAAGGAGUUAAGAAGCUAUUAGGCAGGAGCCGCAUUCGCAGCUGCGGGAUUACGGGCUCCGGGUGUUGGAGGAGAUGGAGGGCGGCGGCGGCGGCGGCGACGAGGGGCGCUGCUCGGGCAGCGCGCUGUUCUCUGGGUUCCGCGCCCUCGGGCUCUUCAGCUCCCACAUCCCGCACGUGGUUCGUUAUCACGGCCGGCACCGCAGGUUCUACGUGACAACUUGCGUGGGGAAGAGUUUCCACACUUAUAAUGUCCAGAAACUUAGUCUGGUAGCAGUAAGCAAUUCUGUACCUCAGGAUAUCACUUGUUUGGCAGCCGAUGGGAGGCUUGUCUUUGCUGCAUAUGGGAAUGUUUUCUCUGCGUUUUCCCGGAACAAAGAGGUAACACAUACCUUCAGGGGUCACAAUGCAGAAAUUAACCUCUUACUGCCAUUUGGGGAUCAUAUCAUCUCUAUUGAUACAGACAGUAUUCUCAUUAUUUGGCAUAUAUAUUCAGAAGAAAAGUACCUGCAGUUGACCUUUGAUAAGGCUGUUUUUAAAAUUUCUACCAUUUUGCAUCCCAGUACCUACCUGAACAAAAUUCUCCUUGGGAGUGAGCAAGGAAGCCUGCAAUUGUGGAAUGUAAAAUCCAACAAACUUCUGUAUACAUUUCCAGGAUGGAGUGUUGCAGUGACGGCUCUCCAACAGGCACCAGCAGUGGAUGUCAUUGCAGUUGGACUUGUGUCUGGUCAGAUUAUUAUCCACAACAUUAAAUUUAAUGAAACAUUGAUGAAGUUUCGCCAAGAUUGGGGCCCUGUCACUUCAAUUUCUUUCCGCACAGAUGGACAUCCAGUAAUGGCAUCUGGUAGUCCACUUGGUCAUAUCAGUCUUUGGGACCUGGAAGAGAGAAAACUAAUUAAUCAGAUGAGAAAUGCCCAUUCCACAGCAAUUGCUGGUCUGACAUUUCUCCAUGGAGAGCCACUUCUUCUUACUAAUGGUGCUGAUAAUGCCCUGAGGAUUUGGAUAUUUGAUGGUACUGCAGGUGAAGGUCGACUUUUGAAAUUCAGAAUGGGUCAUAGUGCACCUUUAACUAAAAUUAGAUACUAUGGACAAAAUGGACAGCAAAUUCUUAGUGCAAGUCAUGAUGGUACUUUGCAGUCAUUUUCCACAAUUCAUGAAAAAUACAACAAGAAUUUGGGACUUGGAAUGAUAAAUAAAAAGCAAGCCAAACGUAAAGGCCUUAAGAAUUGUGAGUCAAUGAAACUUCCACCCAUAACAGUAUUUGUAGCAGAGAAUGCUCGUGAGAGUGACUGGGAUGGAAUCAUUGCUUGCCAUCAAGGAAGAUUUUCUUGUUCAACCUGGAAUUAUCAAAAAUGUACCAUGGGUGCUUAUUUUCUGAAACCAGAAAAUUGGAAAAAAGAUAAACUACAUAACACAACUGCAACAGCUAUAGAUAUCACUUCCUGUGGAAACUUUGCUGUAAUUGGUCUUACAUCAGGAAAUGUUGAUGUCUAUAACAUGCAAUCUGGCAUGCAUCGAGGUUCAUUUGGAAUGAAUAAAGCCCAUGAAGGUGCUGUUAGAGGAGUGGCAGUAGAUGGAUUAAACCAGUUAACAAUUACAGCUGGUAGUGAAGGAUUACUCAAAUUCUGGAACUUUAAGAGUAAAAUGUUAAUUCAUACUACAAACCUAAAUUCAUCUCCAAAUAUCAUACUGCUACAUAGAGACAGUGGCAUCCUGGGAAUUGCCUCAGAUGACUUCAGCCUAAGUGUUAUAGACAUAGAAACCAGAAGGACUGUCAGAGAAUUUUUUGGACACCAAGGCCAGAUAAAUGACAUGGCUUUCAGUCCUGAUGGUCGUUGGUUAAUAAGUGGUUCAAUGGAUUGUUCAAUUAGGAUUUGGGACCUUCCAUCUGGGUGCCUUAUAGAUUGUUUCUUAGUGGAUUCAGCUCCUGUCAGUCUUACUAUGUCUCCCACUGGAGACUUUCUAGCCACUUCCCAUGUGGAUAAUCUUGGAAUUUAUCUGUGGUCUAACAUUUCCCUGUAUUCACUUGUUUCAUUACGGCCACUUUCACCCGAUUAUGUUCCUUCUGUUGUAAUGCUUCCUGGUACCUGCUAUAACGAAGAAGUCGAACUCUUAGAAGAAAUCGAAGGACCAAAUGAUGAAAUGAUAGAUUAUGACUCACCAGAACAGCUCAAUGAGCAGCUGUUGACUCUGUCGCUACUACCUGAAUCAAGGUGGAAAAAUCUUCUCAAUCUUGCAGUUAUUAAGAAAAAGAAUAAACCAAAGGAACCUCCCAAAGUGCCUAAAUCAGCACCAUUUUUUAUACCUACGGUUCCUGGCCUUGUACCAAAAUACCUUUCCUCUGAGCAAGAUACAAAUGCCCAACAGUCUAAAGUAAUAAAUCUUGGAGUUUUGGCUCAAAAAUCUGAUUUCUGUCUGAAACUUGAAGAAGGACUGAACGAUAAUAAAUAUGAAUCUCCACUUAAUAUUCUUAAGGAAUUGGGCCCUUCAGCUAUUGAAAUAGAACUACGAAGCUUAUCUCCAGAAUGUGGUGGCUCUGUAAAACUCAUGCAGAGUUUCUUGAAAAUGAUUGGGGCAAUGUUAACCACGAAGCGUGAUUUUGAACUGGCCCAGGCAUAUCUGGCUUUAUUUUUAAAGUUGCAUCUUAAAAUUCUUCCUUCCGAGCCAGUAUUACUGGAAGAAAUGACCACAUUGUCUUCACACUUGGAAGAGACCUGGAUUCAUCUGCAGUCUCUCUUCAAUCAAAGCCUGUGUGUUUUAAAUUUUAUAAAAAGUGCUUUGUUAUAAAGGACUUAUUUCUUAUUCCUGCUAAAUAUAAAAACUCAGAAACCUGCAGUUUUGGAAGGGAGGCAUGGCACAAGAAGAAGACUGGUAGUUUUGUUAAACAAGGACUUAAUCGAGUUCUGUUUUAUCCAAUUAACCCUUUACUAUUUCAUUGUAUAGUAAAGAAAAAAGUGUUUAUAAUAUUGACUGGAUUUUACAGUCACUGAUCUUUCAGCUCAGAUAUAGAUAAUUCAUUUGAAUUAAAAAUAUAUAUAAUGUAUUUGUUUUAUGUCUCUUAGUGUCUGUUAUAUACCAUGCAUUUAUGUUUUCUUGUCAUUAGAAUUGGAUCAAAUCUGCCAUGUCAUUACUAUAGGGAACUCACAAUGAAGACAUUUCCUUUACCUGUUCAGAUGAGCACCUGCUGUGCUACUCAUCUCAGUACCCUAGGCAGUUUUUGUCUCAGAAACUGAAAAAUUAAAUGACACUUGCACACAGUGGUGUCUCAGAGGUAGGAUUUGAACUCAGGAAUGUCAUCUGCGAGGGCAGCUAGAUUAAUGUAGUGGAUAGACCGGAGUUAGGAAAAUUAAUCUUGCUGAGUUCAAAUCUGGCCUCACUUAUUAGCUGUGUAACCCUGUUUCCCUCAGUUGCCUCAUCUGUAAGAUGAGUGGAGAAGGAAAUGGAAAACCACUCCAGUAUC
Molecule: messenger RNA, 3513 nt
Organism: Dromiciops gliroides (monito del monte)
Lineage: Eukaryota; Metazoa; Chordata; Mammalia; Microbiotheria; Microbiotheriidae
Gene: WDR36
Product: WD repeat domain 36
Exons: 23
Coding region: 129-2840 (903 amino acids)
Biological process (GO): rRNA processing
Cellular component (GO): small-subunit processome; Pwp2p-containing subcomplex of 90S preribosome
Molecular function (GO): protein binding
Source: RefSeq, a predicted model, not a curated record